This is a messenger RNA of Camponotus floridanus (Florida carpenter ant), 6366 nucleotides long. It is a transcript of the gene Dhit, whose product is annotated as regulator of G-protein signaling 17. Lineage: Eukaryota; Metazoa; Arthropoda; Insecta; Hymenoptera; Formicidae. Bases 1457 to 2434 code for a protein of 325 amino acids. The record is from RefSeq and is a predicted model, not a curated record. The transcript is spliced from 5 exons.
UCUCUCUCUCUUGCUUCCUCUCUUUCAUCUCUCUUUCCUCCCUUUCUCUCAUUUUCUACUCUCUCCUGUUUCCUCUUUUCUUGUCAAAUUAUAAACACUUUAACAUUUUCAUCAUCUUUCUUCCUUUUCCUGUCUUCUUCUUUGUAUUUUUUUAUUCUUUUCUCUCAUCUUCUUCCGUGCUUGCGAAAUACGCACAACUGAAUUCCGCGAGCGUCUGUCAACGCAAUCAGCAACAUCAGCAAUAGAAGUAGACGUAACGACAGCAUCAUCAGCGGUCUAAGCCAACGGCAGCAGCAGCAGCAGCAGUAGCAGCGGCACUCAAGCUAGUCACGCCAGCGCCUCGCGUACCAACAGGCGCGCGAGUAUCUAUUUAUAAUUUCGUCAAACGUAACGGAGGACGAAAUCGAACGUCAUACCGCGUACGACCACCUACGCCAGCUGCGAGGAAAACGAGCGCCGAGUGUGAGAUCGGCGUUGAUCGAAGACCGCGAGCGUGACGCGGCGCGGCGCGACCGCGCCUUUAAAUCGCAUAGCCGAAAGACGUAAUAGGUCGAUCGCGUGCGACAUUCUCGUCGUCCUAAAGUUCAAGGAUUCGGUCGUAGUUUGUUGACCGAACUGACGAAUUUCCCGAAUCCCACCGCGGGACUUGCGAAUCUCCAGAGAGUGCGACGAAUUUUCUCGCAUUCGCUCAUCCUUGAGAGCAGGUGCCAUCGACAGCGAGAAGGAUUCUCCGCUUCCUAUUUCUCUCCGUGACGAAUCUCGUAUCGACGCACUCUCGCCUCUCUCUUUUUCUCUCCCUUUCUCUCCUAUCGCGACACCGACCAGUCGAUCCGCGCGCGCGGCUACCCCGUCGAGAGAGGAGGGUGGAGGGCGCCGCGAGAGAGGGUGACGACGGUAAAGUGAUAUCGUAACACGGGUGGUAUCGACGAAACGGAUCGACGAGGGAACGAUCGGCAGCAUCAAGAAGCGGAAGAAGGCGGGAAAUGGGCAAGGUAUCAUGCGCAACAUCGACAACGUAACCCUCCGCACGUCGGAGUCCGUCGCAGUUGAGUGUCGUCGUGCGACGUCGCCAUCAUCGUCGGCGUAGUAGCGCCUCGCCCGAGGCGAGGAAUCCGUUCGGCGACCGAUCGGCUCGUGGUGCACGUACCUAUGUGUCCGUCCGCGAGUCCGUGAAGACUUCGUGACGACGUGAUCCAGGGCUGUUACGCUAUUCGGCUGAGGUGCGCGCUGGGAGCAUGCGGGCUUCGGGCGAGGCCCGGCGAGGCGGCCCCGCGGGUGGACCGGGCUAAAGGAACGAUCGCAUAUCGGGAGGGACACUCGCGAACGCGGGCACGGGGUGCCGCGGCCGUGCCCGCACCCGCACCCCCCUAUCUCGGCGCCGCGCCGGCCACGCGCCGAUCAGGCUGAUCCUAAGGACGCGGGAAGCGAGCUGGACUCGCUUUCAGACGCAUGGAACAUGAUAGAGAUGUCGAGUGGACUCGGUGCAACUGCAAUGGGAAUCGGCGUUAGUCACGGGACAGGCGGCGAGGGUGUAGCUGGUGGUUGUCGCCUCCGUGCACAGAACCAAGGCCAAGCCUCGGGAUCCACGAUGCAGCAUAGUAAUCCGCAACAGUCGUCUCAACAGCAGCAGCAGUCGCAACAGCAACAACAGCAGCAGGCGCCUGCGUCACAACAACAGUCGCAACAACAACGCCAGGCAGUCGGAUUCAUGGGCCGAUCGAAGAAGGACAACUGUUGCCUAUGCUGGUGCUGUUGUUGCAGUUGCUCGUGUAGGAAUAAAUGUUUGGCGGCAGUCGGCGGUAAUUCGGGUACCGGUGGAGCGGGUGAUCAAGGCAAGAAGAAGGGCAACGCCGGCGUCGGCGGCGAGCAUGGCGGCGGCAUCGGCGUCACCGAUCUCGCGGGUGCAGGUGCAGGUAACGGUCUCGACGGACUCGACGGCUUCGACGGCGGCCUGGAAGCUUGUUGCAACUUGGAAGAGAUCCGAGCCUGGGGCUCGUCCUUCGACAAACUGAUGAGGAACGCCGCCGGACGCAAGCUCUUUAAAGAGUUCCUCGUGAGCGAGUACAGCGAGGAGAACAUCGCCUUCUGGCUGGCCUGCGAGCAACUCAAGCGAGAGAGCAAUCCCGAGACAAUCGAGGAGAAGGCGCGCUACAUUUACGACGAAUACAUAUCCAUACUUUCGCCGAAGGAAGUGAGUCUGGAUUCGCGGGUACGGGAGAUCGUGAAUCGCAACAUGGUGGAACCUACGCCGCAUACUUUCGACGAUGCGCAGCUACAAAUCUACACCCUUAUGCAUCGGGACUCGUAUCCGCGUUUCGUCAACAGCGAGAUUUACCGGAGGGUAGCCAGAUUGAAUAGCAGCAGUCCACCUAGUCCAAGCAGCGGACAGGAGCAUGGUAGUGGAAAGACAAAAGGCAAGCGGGGAGCAACGUAAUCGUGACGGAUGGUCCAAGGACAUUGGGGGCGCGAACCAAGACCUCCAAAACCAAAAGCAUCUUCAGACCAUGCGUCGGUCAGCCGAGAAUCGUUCGGCGGCGAGUUCGCGAUCGGCAACACUCUCCUCGACGGAGAGCCUCCGUCGAGGUGAGGAAUCAUUGCCCAAGCGGACAUGGCUGAUGAAGCUAAUCUCUCCCAAGAGGGACCAUUCCUCUAGGGUGGACAACGACGAUCUUUCUGAUCGUUUCUCGAAUCGCUCGCAUACGGGAGCCUGGAGCUUGUUCAGUGAAUCGCUCUUCCACGCGAAGGCGCAACGGGGCCACGUAAUCGCGCUCGUCAUUGCAUAUGAGCCAUUACAACACCGAUGAUGAUGACGAUGAUGAUGAUAAUGAUAAUAUUGAUGAUGAUGAUGGAUUGAAUGUAAAUCGCGAUCGCGGUCGAUCGUGUAGAUCACAGAUCGCGACGUUCCACUUCCAAAGAUUCGGUGCAAGCGGAUGCACACAGGGCGGUGGAUCGUAGCCGGAGAAAGGAAGGUCACGCGAUCGUUCGGGGAUGACGGACACCGCCGUGAAUACCAUUAAUCUCCCGAGUCCGUCGAUCUUCGAGUCACACAAUCUUCCCUCGUUGCCGUUAUAGUUUAGAGGUUCGCAUAGGAGAUCGACUCGAGCUCACGUCCUUCUUCCUCUUUUUCGCUCUUCUCUUGAAAACGAAUUCGAUUUGAAUCACAUAGCUUAUAUCUCACAUAGCUCAUAUAUAUAUCUCAUGAUUCAUUACAAAUAGGUAAAAUAUCUCUUCAUUUCUUAGCGAGUAUUGGAAGAAAAAAAAAGAAAAAUUAGAAAAACUCUUUAUCUAUUUUUCAAUCAAAUGCGCAUGUGUAAAAUAGGAAAAAUGUGAUUCCAAUUGAACUCGCCGUACUAAAGAGAUUGGCCAUGAUUUAAAUCUAAUAUAUGCGGCAAAAUGAUAUAUUCCUAAUAUGUAGCACAUAAUUGCAACUAUUUGAGGUAUUUGAUUGAAGCGAUAAUGGUAAUAUGCUGCAUAUGAUUAUCCAUUCAAAAUUCCAAGAAAAUAUUUAAUUUUCCCCACGAAAGAAAGUGCUACAAGCUUACAAAUCAAUGCUUCGCGAAACAAUUGAUAUUGAUUCUCUCUCAAAAUGCUCUUGAAUGAAACUCGAUCAUGUCUCCCGUGAACUUAGAUUAUAGCAAGGGCUUGACGAGAGUAUAGAUUUAAUCUGCUCAAGAUCGAAUUUGCCGGUUGCUCUCUUUCUCUUGUUUCUACGACAUUUAUCUUCCGUGAUUGGAAGAAAAUCAAGUCUCAACGUUGUUUUACAGCCCGCUGUAAUGUCAGGGUAACGCAUCGUAAAUAUAAUGUAUUUUUUAUGAUCGUGCGUUUUUCUAUAUCGCCAGUAGUUCGCGUCCGAGUCUUCCUCACCUCAGGAAAAAUGGGAUCGCGAAAUCAUACGUACUUAUUCAGAAAAACGAGAAGAGCGUCGAGAAAGAGAGAGGAAGGGGGAGAGAAAGAAGGAGAUUGCGGCUCUCCGUUAAAUAUACCUUGGCGUUCGCUUCCAUCGCGCUUUCAGAAGAAUUGCCGUUGGACGAUGAUCUUCGUCGCUUCUGGUGCGUCAUCCCCAUGGCGGAUAUCGAGCUACUGCCAGCGAGAACACACCAAAGAUCGAACGUGCGUCGAAGCCAACCAAUUUGACGAUCACCAAAGAGAAGAACGACUCAAUUCAAUGAACAUGUUACACACAAACGCGCAUACGACCACACAAAUACACGCACAUAUAAAAUAUAUACGUACAGAAGACACGCACACACGUACUCACGCUGACGCAAUGCGCGUACGCUCGUGUAAAAUCUAAUCUAGUCAUCGUCACGCGAAAAUGCGAUCCAGAUACGCGUGAUUGUGGAAGAAAAAGGCCUAAAUACGAGAAAAAUACCAAGUGUCCCUCGAACUCGCGCGAAAUCAAAGCGUCGAAAUUAAACUAUCAUCAUUGAUUGAUGCGGAUCAAAAAGAAAGAAAAAAAUGUAAUGAGAAAAAGAGAAAGAGAGAGAGAAAGAGAGAAGUAAAAGGGCGAAAAGCGGUGAGUCGUCGCGGCGCGAAUGCAUUCUUCUUAGCAUAUACUUAAUUCGUAUAUAAGUACGGAAUAGAAUCUAAAAAAAUAAAAAUAAAAAAAGAAUCACGACGACUCAAUCGUCACUGAUGAUCACUUGCGAUUCGCACCACGAUGCCUACCCGCCAGGAUUUCUUCUCGGCCGCGAUGUGCUUCGACAGAUCGCUCGUCACAUGGACAUAAUUUUGCCUUCGUCUUCAAGUUUACCUUCCAUUUUCAGAAAUCUUACACUCCUCGUGGUAGGUCUACGUCUGAGAUUUAUCGCAUGGCAUUGUGUAUUUGACAACGGUAAGUAAUUUAAGCGCGAUGGAGAGAGAAUUUAUAUCGAACAUUGCAUUAUAAUGAGAGCGCACGUUGGUAGAAAAGUGUCAGACUCAUGGAACUAAUGUUAAAUAUAAAUCUAGCUUAAUAUAAUGUCUCCCCUCCCUGAGAAACUCCUCGGCGUUUAUACUUGUGUCAGCCACAUUUCGUUAGAUGAAAAUGUCAGACGUAAACUUGCUACUACUGUUGUAUCUCAUCAUGAGAUCGAUCUUGGCGUCGCGAUCGAGAAGAGAGCGAUGCUUGGCCGAGGCAUAUCGUAAGCUCAAAAGAACGAUUACUUCCGUAUUUGCUUUUACCUUUUCCGCAACAAAAUGCUGAAUCGCAUUGACGGACAGCGGGGAUAUGAUAUUCGUCGUCAUCAAUAAAGCGACCAAAAGAGCGGUAAAGUUCGAGCGCAUCGCGGCGCGCCCGCCCAAUCUCCAUUCGCGAUAUAUACAUCGGUAUACACAUCUCGCGAUAUGUCAAGCGUAUACAUAACACACACAAAAGGCGCACGUGCUCUCCCAAGGAUCAUCGCAAUGAUGGGAGGGCGAACGAUAAAUGAGCGCGCAUCUCUCUAGUCAAAUCGUCGGCAUCGUCGCGAGCGGACAGCACAAGCGACAACACUCGCACAGUCAGUCAGCGUUUGGCUACUGCCCUGUAGAUAAUAUAUAGAUAGGUAUAUAAUGAACGAAGAGGAUUAAUGAUUAUAAAUAUAAAUAUAAUUAUAUAAAUAUAUAUAUAUAUAAAUAUGAAAAGAGAGAAAAGAAAUAUAUAUAUAAAUAUACAAAAAAACAUGUGCUAUGUUCCAAAUAGGUGCAGAAUGCGAACGUAUGGGAAUAACAGUGAGAAUGUGAGAGAAUGAAGCGCGAUUCUCUCUUUUUAAUCUCCGAUUCUUUGUUCGACGCGAGAACAGCCUGUCCGCCGCGACCGAAAACGAAAGACGACGGUAAUUAGUAAAUAUCUCUCAAGUCGAUAUCUUAAUUCUGACGUCGACGAUAAUGCCGUAUUCGCGUGACACCGAAGCGGAAGACGAACGUGACAUAAUGAAGAUCGUAAGCAACGAGAAUUGCGUAACUAGAUCAAGAGGAGGAGAGGAUAGAGCGAUAACGAUAUAUGUAUAAAUAAGUGUAAAUGUCCCUUUAAGACUUGUGAAUGCCUUAUUAUUAUUGUCUUCAUUAUUAUUAUCGUCGUAAUUAUUAUUGCUACUGCGUGAUUCUGCAUUAAAUUGAUUAUUAUAAACUCUUUUGUAUAGGCAGAGAUAUUUAAUUGCAUUUACUUGCUGCGAUUUUUGUAAGCAAAUCGCAAGAAGUAUGUGAUAUAGAAAUUUUGUGAUACAGAAUGUCGAAGAGAAUGCUCAGACUCUUCGCUCUCUCUUCUCUUGUCUCCAGCAGGGCUGUUCAUUUAGGAUCUCAACGUGGCUUCCGGAGGCCUCGCGUCGGCAUCGUCGAUGAAAUUAAGCGGUGAGAUUGCUCGAACGUCGUCUUCACUAAUAAACGCACAAUUUUCUCAACCUUCGA